Messenger RNA from Betta splendens (Siamese fighting fish), 15492 nucleotides. RefSeq names its product microtubule-associated protein 1Sa (gene map1sa). Lineage: Eukaryota; Metazoa; Chordata; Actinopteri; Anabantiformes; Osphronemidae. Gene Ontology annotation, cellular component: dendrite; cytosol; neuronal cell body. The record is from RefSeq and is a predicted model, not a curated record. Gene Ontology annotation, biological process: microtubule cytoskeleton organization; regulation of microtubule depolymerization; dendrite development. Gene Ontology annotation, molecular function: microtubule binding; actin binding. The transcript is spliced from 10 exons. Bases 10044 to 13763 code for a protein of 1239 amino acids.
UGACGGAGAAGGGCGGCGGUUUCAGUUCUUCUUUUCACGGAUCUUCUCGGUCUUUGCCAGCAGACUAUUCGGUGCUGGUUGUGGUGGGGACACUGCGGCCUGUAGGGCUGCUGGAGCAACUGCUGGGGCAGAUAGAUUCAGCUCUUCUGGUGGGACCCCAAGGCAUUCCCAGGCCAGCCGAGAGACAUGGUCUUUCCAGCGAGUCCUGGGUCUUUCCCGGGGCCUCCUACCGGUGGGACAUGCCCGGAACACCUCUCCAGGGAGGCGUCCAGGAGGCAUCCAAACCUUCUCAACCUUUCUAGGUGCCUCAGCCACCCUGCGGAGAAAACUAAUUUUGGCUGCUUGUAUCUGUGAUUUUGUCCUUUCUGUCAUGACCCAAAGCUUAUGGCCAUAGGUGAGGGUAGGAACGCAGAUUGACCGGUAAAUUGAGAGCUUUGCCUUUUGGCUCAGCUCCCUCUUCACCACGACAGAUCCCGGCCUGCGCCUAGAAGUUCUGUCCAUAAAAAUAAUGAACAGAACAUGAGACAGAGGGCAGCCCUGCCGAAGUCCAACAUGCAUUGGGGACAGGUCUGACUUAGCUCUGAUUAAAGAAAGGAUCUGUUCCUACAGUCUGUCAUCCACUCACUGUAGAGGGCUCAUCCCAUUUACCACCAGGCAAGGAGGUUGUCAGACAGAGAAAUCACAGUGACUGUUGGUACACAGACAUCUGUUGCUCAUCUCAGUAGUGAAGGUGAUGGCCACAGCUUCCAUUUGGUAGAGCACUGCUUCUGCUUCUUCCAAAUAGUGAUGAGAACAAGGACCACCAGAUCAUCCCUGGUCAUCUGUCUACAACUACACCUGUCCUGCUGCAGAAACAAAUCUCCAACAUAACCAAGUUCUCAACUACCCAGGACAUGGUCUGUUUACCCAACCUCUAUCAAGCAUUUCCACUGCAAGGCCCUGCAAAAGCUUCUGUCCUCAAACCCCCAGACUUCUCAACUCACUCAGUUACCUAUACAUUGCGCAAUGGAGUGUAAAGAUAACCAUUUGUUCCAGCUUUGGAGAAAUGGUGCAUUUUCUGGUUGAAAAUAAAGUUGGCUUUGACUAUUACAUAUUUCACUAAACUCUGUUUUUAUGAGAGGAAAACACUUUUGUUCAGGAAAUCAUAGUAUUGAAAUUACCAGGUUUAUAUGGUAAGCUAUAAAGUAAAGAACCAACCAUAAGAAAAAAGCAUGUGUAAAUAUACUGUAAAUUAAAAAUUCAAUUGUUUAAAAAAAUUCUUGAUGAGCACUGCACACACAAAAAACACAUAUCGGAUUUGUUUUUAUUCGCCAGGUUUGCACAAGGGAUUAUUUAUUUACAUUAUUUGCAUAAAGGAAAGAAAGAAUAGAAUGAAAUAAAAGUUUCUACUCAAAUGGUAAAUGAGUUAUUCCACAGGUGGUCUAAAUCCAACAUACAGUGAUUGUUUUAUCCGUCAAGAAACUCUGCCUUGAUCUACACACCAAGCAGGAAGAGAUGGCAACUCAGAUUCUUUACCCCAGGAAUCCCCAGCGUCAGCUCACUAGAUACACUUGAUAAACCUGACAGUAAUCUCUGUAUCUCAAGAAUGAUCAAAAAACAUUUCUAAAAAAAUUACUAAAAGCAGUAAAAAUAUGUUUGGUCAAUACAUAAUUUGAACCAAUUCUUUGUUUCCAGGUAGGUCAUGCAGUGAUUGCUCUGAAUAUUAAUGCACAAUCUUUUAGUAAAAUUAUGCCAGAGCAGUAGCGCAAGUAAGACAAAAACAGAUUUUAUUCGAUUAUAUUAUUUCAGCUGUGUUGUCUAUUAAGAGAGUUUUCCAGGUAAGUAAUGUUAUGAAUAUUAAAGCUGCAUAGGCCAUUUAGCACAAGUGUUAGCAUUAGCAAAUAAAUUGAAGUAAAUGCGACAUUACCAUUGAGACACAUCUUGCAUCAGCCAAAAUGUGGUGACUUCAGCAGCCUCUUCAGCUUCAGGGUUGUACUAUGCUAUGUACUAUACCAGACCAGCUGGCCAUUGUCAUAGCUCUGUUAGAAUGUAUUUAUAAACCGUGCAUGCUGUUAGUCCUGUAGUGGGUGUUCUUCUGUGGAAGAUUGCGGUGGAUUGCAUCCUCGCAAUGUCACACUACUGCCACCUUUAUUAUCCUAACCUCUGUGUCUGACUUGGCACGUAGAGAAGCUGCAGCAUCAUCUACAAGGCAAUCAACCUGUUCAUAAGGAUUAAGGUGACUGUUCUCUGUGUAUCUACAAGACAUUGAGGCAAAAGAUGAUGGAAUCAUCUGCUUUAAUCUCGCAACAGCAUCAUCAGAUAGACAUCUGCUAUAGUAAGAUUUCUUUCCAGCUGCUGCAAGGUCAAAUAUGCUAAAUUUAAUUAAAGUUAAUAAUAAAUGGUCAGAUAACAGAGGGGUUUGUGGAAGAACUAUUAAAUUAACAAUUUCAACCCCAUAUGUCAGCACAAGAUCCAGGGUGUGAUUAAAAUGAUCGUUCAUUUACAUGCUGAGUAAAACCAAUGGUGUCUAUUAAUGAGUUAAAAGCAGUGCUGAGACAAAUACUGUCAAUCUACAUGAAUGUUAAAGUCUCCCACUGCAUUGACUUUAUCUGUGCUAAGAACUAAGUCAGAUAAGAAUUUAGAGAAUUCAGUUAAGAACUGAAGAAAUAUGGGGCAGUUGGACAAUAAACAAUACAACCCACAACUGGCCUCUGAGUUUUAGAGUCUGGGUGAGAAAGGCCCAAAGCGAGGCUCUCAAAUGAGUUAUAACUAUGUUUGGGUUUAGGAGUAAUGGGUAAAUCUGAGUUUAAAUUGAUGCUACUCCUACUCCUCUAACCUGUACUUCUAGAAACAUGAUGGUUGAUGUGUCUCAUUCGAGUUGACUCGUUUAAACUAACAUUCAUCCUGCUGCAGCCAGGUUUCAGUGAGACAGAACAGAUCUGUUGUGGUCACUUAUCAAGUCAUUUAAUAACAGGGAUUUAGAUGAGAGAUCUGAUAUUUAAUAAACCACACUUUAUUAACUUACACUUUAUUAACACUACUCUCGACAGUUCAAAACACAACAAGCAGCAGCUCGUAACUUUACUCAAACUUCACAGCACAAUUCACUAGAAUGCCUACGGAGCAGCCAACACUCACUUUGGGAGGACUACCUACGAGGCAGUCGAUUCGUACGCUGCCUUACCUGAUCGGCUGCCUUUGUUCUACUAACGGGGCCGUUACCUGCGCACCACAGGGGGGAGGCACGCUGAGCCACUUCAACAAAACCUGUGUGAGUCUGUGUUUAUCAGUCCUGACACAGGCCAGAACCAACACUGGUACUGUGGGGCCCAAUAGUCCCAAAUAAGGCCCAAUAGGUCUGAGGUCUGUCAGAAGGAAGCACAGAAUUUUGUGUGUGAGCCUGUGUUCACCAGCCCUGUCACAGGCUGUGCUGUGGUCCUCUCAUGGAGACAUGAAAACACACAGCAAAAACACUGGUACUGUGGGGCCCAAUAGGGCCCAAUAGGUCUGAGGUCUGUCAAAAGGAAGCACAAAAUCUUGUGUGUUCCUGUGUGUUUCUGUUACAGAAAGGAGAGUGCGCCCACUUGUAUUCAAUGCAUGUAAAUGAAUCUGCUCAGCCACAGAGCGAGUGAAGCCGCUUCUCUCAAGUGCUGGAAUGGGCCACAUUGGAGUUCUGACUCUUUCGGUAAAAAUGAUUGUAUGUUUCACUCUGGGAAAAAAAGACAUAAGCGCACCCACUAGAACAACAGCUUAGCCAGAGUGGCUGGGUCAUUGUUGCUAGCUUCGUAGCUCACGUGGUAGAGCGCUUGUCUUGAGAUCCAAAGGUUGGUGGUUUGAUUCCUGGCCUGGCCUCUAAUGAUGGAAGUAUUUUUGUGCUCUGAAAAGAGCAGUAAGUAAUUGAAAUGUAUUUACUCACUUUGUAUUAUUAAUUUUUACUUAUUGAUCCGCUGCUUCCAGGGAUUUCUGUUGUCAUGUUUUUUUAGUGCGUGUUUUUGGUUGGGUCAGAUGCCUUUUAUUAUUUGCAUUUGUGUAAAAGUGUUUUUUUAUUAACAAAUGUCCCAAAAGAAAACACCUCAGGUGUGUUGAUGUCUCUCUAAGAUGGCAAAGUGAAACAGAGGUUCACACAGGUUUUGUUGAAAUUGGUCAGUUCCCCCCACCACAGCUCCCAGCUCCCCCCUGUGUUGGUCCUUUUACGUAACAAAGGGAGCAAUUCACACCUGUGUUAGGAUGUCAGGUAUACCUUCCCAGACGUUUGACUGCCCUUUAGGUUCAUGAGGGGAGAAAAAAAAAUCCAGGCAUGCUAGUUAAUUGACCAUUCUGUCCUAACCUUUUUUUCCAGUUUCUUCUUAGUAUCCGGAAGCUAGUUUUCAGCUCCUCUGUCCACAUAUACAGUGGCAGCGGUUCAAAGUGACUAGGGUUUUUACUGCAGUACCGCCGCGUCGCCACGGCGCAGCGAGUGCGUCGCUGACUAAAGAUUUUUAAUCCUGCAGCCGGCUGGAAAAAAUCAGGACGCUAGUCUCGUUUUAACCACCAGGUGGCGCAGCGUUGAUUAGAAGCCUCCAAAGCACUACAGCGUAACUGAGGUCCGACUGUUCAUUUCUACCUGUAACACACAUAUAUUACACCAGACCUAUUUUACUAUUAAGUCUUUACUAUUAAGUAUCUGUUGUGUGCUAAAACAUGGGGAGUGUGAAGGGCAACAACUUGUUGAUGGCUUAGCUGUUUUCUGUUCACUGCAAAGUUAUAAUCGUUCUGUGUGGUUUAAAACAGGCAGCGCCACAGCAGCAACACAUUCUUGUUUUCAUUCUCCUCAGCUUUUUCGUGUCUUUAAAUAGAAGGCGUCUCUUAAAAAUAUGUACACACCCACCGCUCUAACAUCUGAUACAACAUAUUGGCUUCACAUAAUACCAUGAUUAUGCGUCGCGGUUUAAUUAAUAUAAUUUGAAUGCGCAAGUAAAGACGUAGAGCGCAGUCCAUCUGCGACUACAGCCGCUUAUUUAGGUUUUAAACUUCCACAACUUGUUAAUGAAUGUUUUCCAAUAGUCGUAGAUUUUACGUAAAUAACCGUAAUAAUCAUAGGAAUUUGUUUUACAGCAGUUGUCGGUCGUAAUUUUGACAGGACGCCAGAAAUCAGCAGAUCUACAGCGACGCAUUACAGCAACAUGUUUGUUCCUACGCGUUUACACUGUGUCUGCAGAACUGCAGUUUGACUUGUUUUGACUGUGCGUGUCAUUGUAACUGAGUGGCUGAGAGACUUAUUCGACCCGUGUACGUUUCAACAUUUUUAUUUCCCAUCCGUCCAUCCAGCCACUUUCACCGGCGUUUUCGUUUCUCUUUCGAUGAGCGGCAAACGGAUUUUAAUCAAAGCACCGCCGAACAAACCAAUAAAAUAGGCAAAAAUAUUUGUUUUUUACAAAAAGACACGGAAUUGGAGUUAAUAUGUUUUAUUGUUUAGAGACAAACGGAAAACAAAAAGUCGUUCUCUCGUUACCUCUGCUUAUAAUUUGGUGGCGACAUCAAACUCUUACACAAACACGUGACGUGUUUCGGAGUCAUGUGUCCAGACAGAGAGUGACCAAUACACAAAUGUAUGGAUGUGCAAAUGCGGGCUACGAGAGGAACGGGGGAGUGGCGCACUAGAUGUAGCGAGAAUUUGUUUUGACUGUGCGUGUCAUUGUAACUGAAUGAGUGGCUGAUGUGACUUAUUCAGCCCGUGUACGUUUCAAAACUUUGAUUUCCCAUCCGUCCAUCUAUCCUGAAUAAAAGCACCGCAUUACAAACCAAUAAACUGAACAAAAAUAUUUUUUAACAAAAACACACGGACUUGAAUUUUAAGCUGUUUUUUUCGUUUAGAGAAAAACGAAAAACAAAAAACCUCUGCUUUUAAUUUUUAAUGGAAGCUCAUCCGUGGACGGGUCGCGGGGCAGCAGUCGUAGCAGAGAGCUCCCGACUGCCGCUCGAAUGAAACACGAGAUCGAAUGAAAUGUGAUGUGUUUCGUACUCAAAUGACUUGGAUCUGAGUUCGACCAAGCUUUUGCUUGUCUCAUGUUUGCUCACAGUCGCAAAGGAAAUCUACACACCCCUCCCCCUCCCCGUAGAGGCGCAUAGACAUGCUAAUGUGUUGCUACUACUCGAUCAGCAGGUGAGAAAUACCUCAGCUCCGGGACAAAGCUCCGUGGGAGACAGGGCAGCAUCAGGCGACGUGAUCAGCUGCAGGUCUAAGACUCAUUAAUGCAGCAAGUAGUUUGUUCUACAUACGUUUACUCUGCAAAAAUAAACACAUGUAUUUAUCGUAGCUUUCUGAUCUAAGUUAUUUGUAGCACUUCGACAUUCGUUUAAAAUAUGCAGUGCUUUUUAAAAUGAAAAUACUAAUAUUAUUAUUUAUUACCUUUAUUGUAAACACAGUAUUAAUUGAACAAUUUGGACUGGCGAAGAUUUGCGCUUCUUUCAUAAUAAUCAUGGAUAAUCAAGGAAGAAACUGCAGUUCAUAUUUGUUAUUCAGGGACGGUUUAAUAAAGAUUCAGUGUGGUUUUUGACUGAACUGUCAGCCAAGGUACGUGCAUUAUCAAAUGAAUGCGCCUGUCAGCGGGGAAGACAUCAACUCUAUUCAGUCGCUCUUCAGUCGCUGCUGCCGUCUCCUCCCCAGUUCACACACCUUAACACUAGGACUACUGGGUUUUCUAAAUAUACCAGUUCCUACUACAAGGUGUUCCUACGAAGUUAACCAGCUGUUUAUUUCGUUAUUACUCCUUUCACCUGUACCACAUAAAGUCAUUGCAGAGCUACAGCCAUGUUCCCACAAAGUUAACCAGCUGUUUAUUUCGUUAUUUCCUCUUUCAUGACCGUCUGGUGAAUGAAAGUGGGCGUGGCCAUCCACGUCCCAGAGCGGUGACACUGGGGGAUGGGAAACGCUCAUCAACACGCAGGACAAAGAUCUGCGUUUCUCUGCUGCUACAGCCUCGGCUGCGUUGGGUUGUUAGUGUCCCUUUCACCUGUACCAUAUGAAAUGUGUUCCUACGAAGUUGCUCAGCCGCUUUCAGAAUUCCCCAUGCAGGUUUGAACAGGGCAAACAUUAUUUUUAUUUACAAAAAAAAAUUAAUACGUUUACAGAUUGACCGGUGAUGCCGCACAGGUUGCUCUCAGUUAAAACAGCUGUUUGAAGCAGGGAAAAGCGAGUUAGCUGCCCUUGUCGAUGCCUUGACAAUGUUUUAGCAUCGGUUAGAUCUCUGAGCCCCGACUUUUAUGUCUUCUUUGGAUUAAAAAACAAAUGUUGAAUGUUCUCAAAUAAUAUAAUAUUGCCGCCCUCCGCGGCUCCCAGUGUUUGUUUUUUUCAUUUAAAACGUGGGUGUUACCGGUGGCAGACUUCUGGUCUAGAUCAUCCUUAUUCACUUUUUUAAAUUGUAGUAGUGUAACCUUAGUUAGUAUUCCUUUUUAUUUUUUUUUAUUUUAUGUUUGGGAAACGUGACAUUUCAGCUACUGUGAUUUUAUUUGUCAUCAACAUUAGUUCCUACCUGUCCUUGUUGACGGGGGACAAGAAAAUGUGACGCGCGUUGGAUAAGCGCGGCGUAAAGACAAAAGUGUACAUGUGCCGUACUGUUUUGCCGUGUGGUGCAUUAAAGAAGCAUUCCACGUAAAGAAAAUUGCCCGUACCAACAGCAAGAAAUCAGGGUUACAGUAGCUUGUCUGCCAUAAAUCGAACGCUGCACGCGGGAGGGCGCACCGUUCAGCUUCCUAUUUUCGGUUUUAAACUGCCAUAAUUUGCCAUAAUUUACUUACGUUCAUAACUUCAUACUAUAACGCGACCAGCGGUUCAUGGUCUUGGCGAUUCAUGCACUAAGUAAUACAACGUUGUCAUCUCGUGAUCACAUGAUGAUGAUGAGACGCUGUUUUUCCAAUAAUUAAAAUAAAAAAGCUGCUUCCACUCAGACUCGAAAAAAAAACGUUGUGGCCAUGCACGUUAACCACUAGGCCACCAAAGACCUGAUCAUUGGUUGUUCUACAAGAGGCUAUAUGACGUAAGCAACUACGAUGUUUCAGGACCAAAAGUGGGAGUCAAUCGCCACCUACAGGCCAGAAGGACGUAACACACUCCUCCCGCAGUACAAACCCGGCACUGACGCGGCAGAUUUGAAACCCAAACACGGUGGGGGUAGACACUUUUACCGGCUGCCUCUGUAGCCCAAAACUGGUGCAUAGGAUGUGUUGAAAUUGAGCACAGGGCUGUUCAGUUGUUCACACAGGCGUGUGGUGCAGACCACCAGCUGUCUACUGCACACAUCUACUGUACGCUGGCCCAUUGUCGGAUCCCCGCGCAGCCGGCUGCUGUACAGUUCUGUAUUUGUUCAUGUGAUUUACAUUAGCUUGAAGCUUAUUUCUAAUGGAACGGACAGUGAACUUUUUUAAAGGUUUCGCAUUUUCGCAUCGCGUUUCAUAACCACGUCGAGUGGAAAAAUCUGACAAAGGGGAUUCACCAUCCUGUGCUGCAGUGGAGGAGAAAUACUGGAACCUUUAAAUACAGUAAGUUUGCUAUUUUUUUCUCGUUUGGCAGUUUGUCUUACACAGUUAUGAGUGAUUUUUGUAUAAAUGAUUAUUUUAUUAUAAUUAUAAUUUAUAAUUAUUAAUAUUAUAGUCUUUGUCACUGUCAUACAAGGAUUAGCUAUUGCUUUUGCCAUAGUAGCGACACCACCAGUAGCAAGUUAUUAUUAACACUAGCUAAGCAGGGUCUAGCUAACUUAACUUGGCCAACUUUUAUUAGCUGUUUGUGAUCUUUAGUGAUUGAGAGUGUGUGCUUGUAACUUUAUUAGCUAAUUUAAUUUGGCUGAUUAAUAUUAUUAUUAUAAUUAUUAGUGAAAUGUGCCACUUUUCUUGGUAAGCCAAUAGUAAAUUAGAGUGUAGGUGUUUUUUUUGUUGGUUAGUCAUUAUGGAUCGUCUUUGCUUGGUACUUAGAGAUAAAUCAUGUCUGUGUCUGCCUGAGUGAAGUUAAUGAUUAAUGUUAGUACUAUAUGUGCACUUAUUGACGGGUAGUAAUUACAUUCAUGAAGAUUCCAUAAAAAUUAGUAAAACUAGAACUAGAACUUUAACAGUAUGUAAUUAUGUUUUUUAGCAAUCAUGUUAAUAUAAUAACACUAAAAUACAUAAAUACAAUGUCCAGUUAAUUUAACUGUAAUUCAGCCAAAGGGUUAAAAAGCACUGAAUCAGAUAUAUAAGUCUUAGCAAGUUCAGUUUUAUGAGAUGUACACGUACAUUAGUAGUGCUAAUCUGAAAUGCCAGGAAAACCAAAUUUGAUAAAAAUGUGAUGAUAUAAACAAGUACUGUCUAAAUAGGAAAACAUGCAACUUAAAUCUUUGCUUUUUUGUACCUUUCUGUCAUUGUGGGUGCACCCAGAGAAUAACAGUGUUUAGGCUAUGUUCAUCUGUGUUUAUCUUGGUUUCCCAUUUCUUCCUCUUACAGUGUGCAGUUCGGAAGCUGACUUCUUCAGAUACCAUUGUUUUUUUCUAGUAAGCCUUGCAUAUUUAUUUUACAUUGCACCAUUUGCCUAACAUUGCAUUUUACUCAUUUAAUUUUGAAGUUAAUCUGUUCUACUCCCUCUUUACUUUUGUCCUUGGAAGUUGUAGAGCUGCAUGAAACCUUGGGUGUCUCAUGGUUUUUCUUUGAUUACCUCAGGUUGUGGGACUCUUUAGCAUGUCAACUUUUCCAGUACUUCAAUUCAGUGACAAAAUCUCUUUCUGCAGAAAACAUGAUGACACCAGUUGGAAUGAUGCAAACCAAGAUAUGUGCUUUAACUUGGUAACAUUGAAAAUUAAAAUUUAAAAUGCAAACUCAUCACUCUAGGCACUUCACUUAUUUUACCUCUUUUAACAGAUUUAUCAGUAUGCUAAAAAGAUGUCAUGCACCCACAUGAAGGAUACUAAGGUGUUCGCUGCUGGCCUGUGGAUCUGGAUGUUUCUGUACUGGAUCAGCAGCUGAAACUCUUUGUGUCUAGACACUCAGCCUUUCUGUCAGAGGACGUCCCAGGUCAAAGAACUCUGCACCACAGUGGAGAUGUUCUGGACACUCAGGUUGUGAUGAAUCCAGCUCACGACUAUGUCUGCUCAGAGGUACGGCGGCUUAUCUCUGAUCCAUCUCAACACAAACUGUUGGUUCUGACUGGUCAGUGUGUGGAGGAGACUGGAGACAUUGUGUUACAGAACGGCUGCUUCUCUCUCAGUGACUUCAUCGGCCUAUUUACCGAUGAGGAGGUUAGGGAGUUGCUUAAGUCAUCAGACUCGGCGGCAAAGGCCAGCCUCACCAUCAGCUGCCCAAACUAUGGUCUUUGGAAAGACUACAUUAUGAAUAACCACAACCUGCAAGCUGUAAUAAACAUCAAGGUCAACCCCCCCCCCAUGCUUCCAGAAAUGGAGGGUCUGCAGGAGUUCACAGAAUACUUGUCGGAAUUACUGGAGCCCGAGUCGCCAUUUGACCUGUUGGAGCCGCCGAACACUGUGGGGUUCUUGAAACUCUCUCGACCCUGCUGCUACAUCUUCCCAGGAGGGAGAGGAGAUUCUGCCUUCUUUGCUGUUAACGGUUUUAACAUCCUGGUGAAUGGUGGCUCUGAGCCCCGCUCUUGCUUCUGGAAACUAGUUCGACACCUGGACAGAAUUGACUCAGUACUCUUGACUCACAUCGGUGUGGACAAUCUCCCAGGACUGAACAGUCUAUUGCUAAGGAAAGUAGCUGAGCAGGAGUAUGAGCGCUCCGGAUCUCAAGCUGAAGAGGGAUGGACAAAAAAACUGAUUUCCCCUGAGAUUGGGGUUGUUUUUCUCAAUGUUCCAAAGAGAUUAAAGUUCAUCCAGGGAAAUCCCACCAUGCUGCGGUGUUGUGACCAAGUUGCACUAACUCUGCAGAAUUUAGAAAGACUGGCAAUAAAACCUGAACAUCUCAGUCGGUCCAAUGGUCCCAUCAUAGAGCCGAUUGUCCUGUUUCAAAAGAUGGGAGUUGGUCGCCUGGAGCUAUACACACUGAAUCCAGCAAGUGGUAGUAAAGAACUUGAAGCUUUAAUGCACAUCUGGCCAGACAACACAUCAAACAUAAAAAACCCUCCACUUCCUUUACCUUGCCUAGUUUCCAUCUGUGCCUUGCUGGUUUGGCAUCCUUCUAGUCCUCAGGAAAAGAUUAUACGUGUCCUUUUCCCAGGGUGUACGCCUCAGGCCAACAUUCUGGAUGGACUUGAAAAAGUGAGACAUCUAGAUUUCCUCAAACGGCCGUCUGUGUGUUUCACAGACCUUGAAACAUCUAAAACUGAGAAACAACCAAAACGCGCAGAGAGUCGGGAAAGCAUUAAGUCCCAGACCAAGGAUAUCAGACCCAGUAGUGCCUUGCAGAAAGACAAGCUUGGACGGGUAGAAACCAAAACAAAGACUAAGCUGCCUGCAGAUACUGCACCAAAAGACAAGAAAGAAAAGGAAGAAAAGACCAAACCUAAGGAAACUGAUUAUAAAAUGAAGCAACCUAAACCUGCAGAAAAAUUAUUUUCAAGAAAAGAAGGGUCAAAAGAGGACAAAAAGGAUCUCAAAAAGAAGGAAGAGAAGACUCCAGCUACAUCUGAAAAAAAAGAUGAGAGUGGAGGAAAAGACACUUCAAAGAAAGAAAUGUUAAGAAUUAAAUCAAAGAAAGAAAUAAAAUCUGAACCAAAAAAGGACAGCAAAAAGGAUGUCAAAGCAGAGAAGAGGAGAACUGCAAAACCUUCUGGUAAAGAAGUUAAAAAAGCAAGUGGAGCUAUAAAUCCAGUGUCGGGAAGUAUAGAACUGAAGAAAGCUUUGAGCAAGAGUGGUCCUUUAAAGAAGGAUGGUACUCUGCCAAAGAAGGAUUCUUUGAGCCAAUGGACAAAAGGGAAGCCAGCUCUAAAAGAACUGGAAAACCAGAAAGAGAUGAUUCUCAAGGUGUCAACACCUGAGAAAACGACAGCUGUGUUUGAGGAAAAUGGAUCAAAAGACACAAAUGGCAACAGCACUCAGAAAUCCACAGCAGUCAUGAAAUCUGAUGAAGCCAAGACCAAGGGGAACCAGACCCUGACAGCAGAGGGUCACCAGUACGUUGCUGCUACCUUCUCACCUCUCGCUCAAAUAACAAAAAGUGAUCUCACCGUCAACUUUGAUCUUAAGCCUGCUGCAAACCAACCUGAUUUAAGAUGCCUGAAAAACGAGUGUGCCGACUGUUUGAGCUCAAGAAAAAAAUAUCUAGAGUUGGGUUCUCAUGCAGAUUCAGCCCACAAGAGUGCAGGACACAUGCCUUCCCAUCAGUCCUCUGAGACUGAUGGUGAAGAUCAGGAUGGCGGCCUUGGGCCCAGAGUAUCCAGUCUGAGCUUUGAGAACUACAACCAGACAGGAUCUUGUAUAACUUCAGACCUGAGCACUCUGAAUGAAGGUCUGGAAAUCUCCACAUUCUCACAGGAUAGACAGUCUAGUCUUCUGACCCUCAACUCUUUCAAGGGCAUUAUGCCAGAUUCCUCUUCCACCAUGACCUCCAUGCUGGCUGACUUUUGCUCACCUCACUCAACAGAGGUUGAUGAAUCCUUGUCGAUUUCUUUAGAGAAAGGGUUGCCACCUGCUUUAGCAUCACCCAGAGGCCUCAUUGGAGUCUAUUCCAAUCGGCAUGGUGACUCAGACUCAACAACUGGCAUAGUCUUACCUUUGACAAUAGCCCAUAGUGGGAAAUACAGGAAUGGAUCAGAGGAGAAAAUUCAUGGGAUGUCUGACCUAAUCUCAGAUGUUCUGCAUGAUGUUGAUCUGUGUCUGGUGUCACCUUGUGAGUUCCAGCAUCCCAAGACUCCACAGAAUCAGCAGCAGCAUGUCAAACCUGGACUCGCCACCAGCAGUUCACCAGAUAUCUCUGAAAACCAGAACAACUUGCACGACGAGUACAGCAGCAACUGCCCUUCAGCCAAUAGCCAGGAAACUCCACCCACAUCAGUUAGUGGCUCACUGCCAAUGGCCACAGAUUCUGAUGCCCCACCUGGAACAGAGGAAUGUCCUUCUAUCACUGCAGGCGUAGAGUCCGAUGAUGAUUCCAGUACUUUUUUUAUUCAACCCAGCCAUCCACAAGAUCACCACAGUUUCCACUACACACAAACAACCCAUGACCCACCACCUGCCCUUGUUAAGGAUCUCCCACCAUUACCAACACAGCCUGGAGCUUGCAUGGCUGACUCAGAGGCUGACAGGUCAAGUAAGAACCUCAAAAGUUUAGAUGGCAAGACCAAGAAACCAAUGGAUGCGCUUCAGAGGGUAACAUCUGGUACCACAGCCACACAAGGAAAGUCCAAGGUUGGAAGCACCAUAGGAUCAGUCAAGGUGACCUCCAGUCUGGAUGCAAAACCAUCAGCCCGAAAUUCGCUUGGUGGAUCCAAACUUGUGACAGCAAAACUGCCUUGCUCAGGUUCCAAAGCUGUGAUUUUGGAGGGUUCUGCGAUCUACGUGGACCUGGCCUACCUGCCGUCUGGCUGUGCAGCCUCCACAGUGGACUUGGAGUUUUUCAAAUGUCUUCGCUCCUCUUAUUAUGUUGUGAGCGGAGACGAUCUGGUGAAGGAGGUGUCCAUGAGGAGCAUCUUGGACUCGCUGCUGGAAGGGAAGAGCAGCUGGCCAGAGGUUCAGGUGACUUUAAUCCCAACAUUUGAUUCGCUGGCAAUGCACGAGUGGUACCAGGAGACCCAAGAGCAGCAGAGAGAGCUAAGCAUCACCGUUCUGGGCAGUAACAGCACCGUGGCCAUGCAGGACGAGACCUUCCCUGCCUGCAAGGUUGAGUUCUGAGCUCUGUCUUAUCAUGUCAUGACAAGGUUUGUGUCGUGUUUGUCAUGCUGAAGUGCUUUAUCUUAGCCCUCAAACCAGUUAGUAUGUGCCUUUUGCUUUAGUCUGUUUGAAUCAAAUGCCUUUCUGUGGUUUUAGUCAAAGGAUCGGUUUCAAAUGUUUCCCUUCUUCUGGCUAAGACACUUUACAAUCGGAGUCUUUGGCACCGGGUGAUCCUGAUAAGAUGUGGAACCACCUCAACAGACAGAGGAACAGCAGAUCUUUUCUGAGCCUUUCUCUGCCCACGUAUCACUCACAGUUUGGAAAAUAGAUGCAAACAAGUUCCUUCCAACCUACAACCACAGUGGAAAAUUUUUCUAUUACAGUAGGUGAAGUUGCCAAGGCAUUAAGUGAUUAGCCUUCCAAAAAAAUGAACAAUGGCUCAUGUCCAACAAUGGUUAGAAAUGAGGACCAAAAAGAACCAGACCAAUGAAGCAAUGGUUAGAAAAAGAUCCAGUGGAAGCAUAUUCAGUUUGCUACAGAUUCUAAUGUGAAGUUCAGCUCUUAUGGUCAUCAAGUGAUGUCAGUGUUGAAAUUACAUCAUUUUGUCUCAGUAAAACAUUUUUUAAUGCCAAGUUGCCCUGGAGUUUACUGUUAUUCAUCUGUAGUUCGUUCGACUUAUCACUGCUGAACGUUAAAAUGAGACAGAGCUUUAGUCCAGUUUAUGGUAAAGUUUCUAAAACUAAACUUUCAAAAAGUCAUAGCUGCACAGAAGAAAACAUUUUUACUUAGUACUGAUUCUGGUUCAUCAACUUUCUUUCCUUGUCUGUAGAAUUUUUUUUAUACUACAUUACCCAUGAUCCUCAGCCAAGCUAUACAUCUUCACAGCAGUGCACCCUGGGCCUUUGUUGAACAUUUGUCUGACUGAAACCACAAAGAUAAAAACAUCAGUUUAUUUUUAUUUCUACAGGACAAAAUAAAACAUAUUUCAAUCUUUGAAUUAUUUAUUUAUUUCCAGAAGUGUCGUUUUAUAAAUUCAUCUCUGCGGUUUGACGGCGCUGAGUUUUAACUUUGGUACGAGCUUCUUGUGUCUCUUUUGUAGAAUUGACUCUAAAUGAGUUUUUGAUCAUUAAGUUUUUAAGAUUUAAAUAUUUUCAGCUUUAAGGGUUAAACAAACAGCCAAAAUCACUGAUGUGUUUCCAUUUUGUUUUAAAUUGAAUGUUAAAGGACCAGUCAUGUAUUUUAGACAUACAUUAUGAAACAUUUCAACAAUAAUGUAAUGUAUUGUGAGAAUUACACUUCAUUUUAUGAUGCAGAUUAAUUAAUAACUCCCGAAAGUGCCUCAACCUUUUUUUUCAUUGUAAAUCUUUUCUUUACAUUGUUGUCAAGUAAUGUACAGAUUGUCAAAUGGCCCCAUAACUUAAAGUCUGACAUUGUCCUGGUCCAUUUCAGGUUUAAUUCACAUGUUUCCUUUCAUAUUUUGCCCUGAAGCUGUAUAAGUGUUUUCUAAUUCUGUCAUUCUAACAUUUGGAUUUCUUUCUCUAGGUGACUUUAUUGUUAGUGUUUUUUAGGUUUUGUUCUGUGACUUGUUUGAACCUUAACCCAGUUUCAAUCGAAUUAUUUAAAACACAUCAAUUUACUGGAACUGCUCUGCCAGGCCAGCAGCUCUUUGUCCACACAGAUUGUAGACAUUUCUGUAUUGAAACACUAACUUGAAUAUUCCACAAUCAAAAUUAAAACAUAAUCUUUUAAA